Messenger RNA from Pseudoliparis swirei, 3179 nucleotides. Its product is annotated as ATP-dependent zinc metalloprotease YME1L1-like. The record is from RefSeq and is a predicted model, not a curated record. The transcript is spliced from 17 exons. Bases 184 to 2472 code for a protein of 762 amino acids. Gene Ontology annotation, biological process: mitochondrion organization; protein quality control for misfolded or incompletely synthesized proteins. Gene Ontology annotation, molecular function: ATP hydrolysis activity; ATP binding; ATP-dependent peptidase activity. Gene Ontology annotation, cellular component: mitochondrial inner membrane. Lineage: Eukaryota; Metazoa; Chordata; Actinopteri; Perciformes; Liparidae.
GACCUCAGAUGCCGGAGAAUCCAUUUGCAGUUUGUUAGCUAAGCUGCCGAAAGUUGUGUAACAAGGAAAACAAAAGGACACCGCUCCCGGGAGGACUCGUUCUUGUGCUUUGUACAGAGGGUACAACCCUCGCCUCCUCCCCCCCCCACCCAGCUCCUAAUAUUGAAUUAUCAUUCGGCAAACAUGUUUUCAUUGCCAACGACGUUUCAGCCUCAGCAGAUGAUAGUGCCCCUCAGCCAGCUCAUCAACGCCCUCCACUCUCUGAAGAACUCGGCCACGGCCUCGAUCCAGACCCUGCACAAAGACUUCAUUCCAGAGCACAGUUCACAUCUUAAUGAGCCCUGUGUGAGUCUGAGGGAUCUGGGCCUGUCCGAUAUCCACGUGAGUCAGCUGGAUGAGUUGGUCCGCAGGUUGCUGCCGACUCCAGGACCAGAAGAACCUCCCGCCGCGUCCUCGAUAUGGAGGUCGAGUCACGUUUCUGCCAACAGCUUCUUCCACAACAAGCAUGGGUUUUCACAGAGACGCUCGGGAGCUUUCGGCUCCCGCAUAUUCCACACGCAACACCACAGUCCUCUCAGAGAAGCGUGCUCCGAGCUGCAGUUGUUGCCAAUAUGGGUCCAGAGUCGGGGUUUCAAGACACUGCAAUCAAAGACCAGACGGAGAGAGUCCGCUUAUGACGGUCCGGUGGAGUCCUACACGCCAUUCUUCAUGAAGGGAUUUCUUCAGAAGGAAAAGGUACCGGAAGCACAAUCGCUGGACCAACUGACGAAACAGAAGAAUGUUCCCGUUAACCAGCAGGAAGCCUUCAAGACGGGUUUCACCGAGGGCUUCAUGAGGUCUCAGGCCUUCACCCAGAGAACACAAGACUCGCUGAGGAGAACCAGGUUGAUCCUGGUGGUCCUUUUACUUAUUGGCAUUUACGGCUUAUCGAGAAGCCCGUUCCUCUCGGGUAAAGGCUCCUUUUCUGACGCUGUGAGGUUCCGCACCACAUCUGGCCUCGACUCGGCGGUCGACCCCGUCCAGGUGAAGAACGUGACGUUCGACAGUGUCAAAGGCGUGGAUGAGGCGAAAAAUGAACUGCAAGAAGUUGUCGACUUUCUCAAGAACCCCCAGAAGUACACGGUUCUGGGUGGAAAGCUGCCGAAAGGGGUCCUCCUCGUUGGUCCGCCGGGCACGGGGAAGACUCUGUUGGCACGGGCCGUGGCCGGAGAGGCCGACGUGCCUUUCUACUACGCCUCCGGGUCCGAGUUCGACGAGAUGUUCGUGGGCGUCGGCGCGAGUCGAAUCAGGAACCUCUUCAAAGAGGCCAAAGCCAACGCGCCCUGUGUCAUCUUCAUCGAUGAGCUGGACAGCGUCGGCGGGAAGAGAGUGGAGUCUCCCAUGCAUCCCUACUCGAGACAAACCAUCAACCAGCUGCUGGCGGAAAUGGACGGGUUUAAACCGAAUGAAGGCGUCAUCGUUGUUGGCGCUACAAACUUUGCAGAGGCGUUGGAUAGCGCUCUGGUGAGGCCAGGAAGGUUUGACAUGCAGGUGACGGUCCCCCACCCCGAUGUGAAAGGACGCACUGAAAUUCUCGACUUGUACCUCUCCAAGAUCAAAAUGGACCCUGAAGUCAACGCGUCGAUUAUUGCCCGGGGCACGGUGGGCUUCUCCGGGGCCGACCUGGAGAACCUGGUCAACCAGGCCGCCCUGAAGGCCGCCAUGGACGAGAAAGACAUGGUCACAAUGAAGGACCUGGAGUUCGCUAAGGACAAGAUCAUCAUGGGCCCCGAGAGGAGGAGUGUCGAAAUCGACAAGAAGAAUAAGACCAUCACCGCCUACCACGAGUCGGGCCACGCGAUUGUUGCCUAUUACACCAAAGACGCGAUGCCCAUCAAUAAGGCCACGAUCAUGCCGAGAGGCCCGACCCUCGGCCACGUGAGCGCUCGUUAUUUCUCACACUCUUUACCGGUGACGUUCGUGGUGUCUUUUUUAAAUAUUUUAUUUCUCAAAACAACCGACGUCAAAUCCGUCCCGUCCUCCAUCCUCCAGGUGUCCAUGCUGCCAGAGAACGACCGCUGGAGCGAGACGAGAGCCCAGCUGCUCGCUCAGAUGGACGUCAGCAUGGGCGGGCGGGUGGCGGAGGAGCUCAUCUUCGGAGACGAAUACAUCACCACCGGAGCCUCCAGUGACUUCGAUGGAGCAACCAAAAUAGCAAAAUUAAUGGUAACCAGAUUCGGCAUGAGUGACAAGCUGGGCGUGAUGACCUACAGCGACGUGACCAAGCAGAGCCCCGAGACGCAAGCCAUCAUCGAGCAGGAAGUCAGGGCUUUGCUGAAUGACUCCUACGAGCGUGCCCGGCGCCUCCUGAAGACGUACAGCAAGGAGCACAAGAAGCUGGCCGACGCUCUGCUGGCGCACGAAACUCUGGAUGCCAAAGAGAUCAAGCUGGUGCUGGAGGGCAAAUCCCCCGAGAUCCAGAUCCUCCAGUAGAGGUUCCAGCCUCUCGCAUCACGUGUUCAUAUAUGACGCCGUGCGACGACGCACAGGCCUCGUCUUUCAUUCGUUUGUAGCCCUCGUUAUUAAUGUGAAGAUGACACUGAAGUGAUGAAGUUUCACCCCCGUAGAAACAUUUUUAUUUUAUUCGAAUUUGUCCUGGAGAGAAGACUUUUGGUUUCACGGUGCUUUUCAAAAGCACUCUGUGUCGUGGGACGGACAUAAGUAUUCUACUGAAGGACGUUAGAGGGGCUCUUUGUCCUUUUUACUCUCCACAUGUAUGGAUUAUAUAGUAGUUUUACGCAUCCUAUUUCAUACGAUGUCAUAUUUGGUCUUGUUACGAGGUUCUCAGGCUAAAUGCAUUCGACAAAGAUCAUGGUGAAUCGAGACGAAUGACUUCAUGUACGUCUCGUUUACGAUGUGAACACAUCGCACCUCAAUCUAGACCGUCCCGGGUCGGCUGUAGCGAGGUGCAGGUGGUACCGCUGUUCAUGUGUGAGGUUGUUCAUAUUUAUUUAAGUGCCCAAAGGUGUUCUUCCUUCUUUUGAAAUUAGCGAUAGGCCCUCAUGCCCGAUUUCAUGAGGGCACAUGUAUAUUUAUAUAUAUAUAUAUGCACAAUGUAUACGUGUAAAAGGAUUGGCUUUGUGCUUCGGUUUGUUCCUUUUUUAAAGGUCUUCGAGGAGCUCAAAUAAAGGUUAACUUUA